GCUUUGAUGUAACAGUAGAACAGGAUAUUGAGAAUGCGAUCAAAAGAAUUAAAGGGACUUCUGUUGCAAAUCUGAAUCCUAUUCGGGACAGAGGUAGUGGUAAUAAUAUAUUACCUGGAAAUUCUAACUGGUUUGAGUGGCAAUGGCCAACAACAGGUGAAUUUUCUGGAUGUAUUAAAGCACGGGAUAUUCCUGGUAUAGGUGAAUGGAAAAUUUUUACUAUAGCAGAAUUAGAUAAAUUUCGCAAAAAAGACAUUCAUAAGCCCACACCACAAGUAUUGACACAUACUACACCUUCAUCAGAAUGGGAAAUGCUAAUGCCGAAUUCAUCAC
Molecule: messenger RNA, 333 nt
Organism: Racocetra persica
Lineage: Eukaryota; Fungi; Glomeromycota; Glomeromycetes; Diversisporales; Gigasporaceae
Source: the annotation of a GenBank genome assembly